Cololabis saira (Pacific saury) is the source of this 1897-nucleotide messenger RNA. RefSeq names its product ADP-ribosylarginine hydrolase (gene adprh). Bases 256 to 1323 code for a protein of 355 amino acids. The record is from RefSeq and is a predicted model, not a curated record. The transcript is spliced from 8 exons. Lineage: Eukaryota; Metazoa; Chordata; Actinopteri; Beloniformes; Belonidae.
GAGCUCCCCAUAUUGCAACUGGAGAAGAGCCCUAUGAACUUAUGUUACGGCUCCACUUCUUUUUUUAGCCCGCACUCACAUUUUCGGGGGACUCUGGUGGAGACGGCGGACUUUGGCUUGUGAAACAGCGUGUAAUCUCUUGGUGCAUGGUCUCCUGUGUUUUUGCAACAUUAUCUUAGCUGAUAGUGAGGCAUUUGUCAGCAGACAGCGCUCCCCCGGCGUCCCCUACCCAGACUGACCGCCCGAACAGCUGCGAUGGACCGAAUUGCUACAGUGGAGCACUACAAGGCUGGCAUGCUGCUCAGUGGAGCUGGUGAUGCUCUGGGCUACAGGAAUCAGCUGUGGGAGUACAAUGAAUCUGGAGUUGCGAUACACCAGGAGCUGCAGGAGCUCGGCGGUCUGAAGAACAUCAAGGUUGAGCUUCCUGAUUGGCCGGUGAGUGACGACACAGUGCUGCAUCUGGCAACGGCUGAGGGACUGGCAACAGGAAAGGUGGGGGAGGAUCUCCUGCAUGAGGUGGCUGCUCGUUACGUGGAGGGAAUGAAAGACAUGGACGGGAGGAAACCAGGGCCCUCUAGCAUUCUGGGUAUUUCCCUGCUGAAGCCUGGAGAGGAAGAGGGCUACAGAGUCCCAUAUAACCCUGAGGGGACGGGCUGUGGGGCAGCCAUGAGGUCCAUGUGCAUUGGCCUCAGGUAUCCUAGGCCAGACCACAUUUUUUCAUUGGUGGCUGUUGCCGUGGAGACGGCCAGGAUGACCCAUCCUCACCCCACCGGCUUCCUGGGAGCCGUGGCGUCAGCUCUUUUCACUGCGUAUGCCGUCCAGCGCAAGCCGAUCAACACGUGGGGUCUAGGCCUGCUUAAUGAAGCGUGUCCUAUCGCCAAGAUGAUCGUGAAGGGCCGAGGCUUCGCCGUGGAGGAGACGGAGAGGGACUGGAAUUACUUCUGUGACAAGUGGCUUUGGUACCUGGAUGUGAGAGGCAUCUCCAACGGAGCGGGGCCUGUGAUCUGGCCUUCUGCCUUCGGUCCAGCUGAGCGAGAUGAGGAGUACAAGAGCUUCAGCCUGUCGGGCUGGGCAGGGCGGAGCGGCCACGACGCUCCCAUGAUCGCACUGGACGCCUUGCUGGGAGCGGGAUCGGACUGGGAGGAGCUGAUGAGCAGAGCGGGCUUCCAUGGAGGCGACAGCGACAGCACUGCUGUGAUUGCCGGCUGCUGUUGGGGUCUCCUUUACGGCACCAAGGAAGUCCCUGAAGGCAACUACAGCAACCUGGAAUACCGGGACCGCCUGGAGCGCUGUGCCGAGCAGCUAUAUGCCCUGUCGCACUGACGAGGCGUUGACGGCCUGUGAUCGGGACUGAGCCAUCCCAGCAUGCUGCAGUGAAGAAAACUAGGCCACGCUGACACAUUGACGUAGAACUAGCGGGCAUGCUCAGUAGCGCAUUAAUCUAGAAUGUUUUCAUUGAGCCACGUGUGUUUUCAUACCUGCCUGAAGGGGAAAUACUGUCCCACUAACCCAGAGUCAUUUCUGCCACAAGGACAGUGUUCCUCAUGAUGAAGGCAUUCAAGACCUGUGUGUAGAGUUCCCCCUAGUGACACUUUCAAAUUAACAUCUCCUCAUUCCACUGGGCAAAAGAAACCAAGCUAAUGACAAUAUGAAGCGACUGCAAACACUUCCCCAGGAGAAAAUUACUUCAUUUUGUAAACCAGAGAUAGAAACAAAUAGUGUGAGCUUCAAAUUGAAUGUUCUGCUAAUGAAAAACAUUUCCCCUCAUAUGUGAAGCAACCAGGAAUACUGUAUACAAUAUUGGCAGCACAAUAAAUUUUACAAGCGUGUCUUAGUUGAGUUGAAAACUUUAUUUUUUGGCCAUUGCAUUUUUUUAUUUUUUAAACUUUUUUUUGUC